UCUCUCUCUCUCUCUCGGUAGAGAUAGGGUCCCCGGCGGCGAAGAGGGGGAGAUGAAGAACGUCGGCUCUUUCUAUCUCCCCCAUACCUAAUUCAGUGAUGACACUGGCUGGCUCGGGACACCAAUUCCAUCCCCACCCGCUUGCCCAAAAACGGUGUAGGAUCGAACAUACUGCUCACUCCGGGCCGACAAUUAUUCCCGGGUCUUCAAUAUUGUGGCAAAACUUCUUGUUAAUAAUCGGAGCCAAGAUCCAGGAGGGGUGGGAGAAGCAGAAUGGCGGAGAUUGUGGUGAGCAGUUUGAUCGAAAAGAUAACGGAGGCCCUGGCAUCGGUGGCCAUCAGGCGGGUAGGCUCCCUGCUUACCCCCGAACGACAAGUCCACUCCAAGAUAAGCGACAUCAAAGGAGAACUCCAUGUCAUGCAGGAGUACCUCCGGUAUGCCGAUCGCUACAGAGGAAGUGACCGUCAAGUCGUCCGAGCCUGGCUCAAUGGUGUCAGAGACGUUGCAUUUCAGAUCGAAGACAUCGUCGACGAGUACACCUAUAUCAUGGCUAGACGGAACCGGAGCAACCUCCUCAUGGGCCACCUCUUCCGUGUCUUCAACUACUACCACGACAGGGCUUUGCAUGACAUCGCCACUCGGCUAGAGAAGGUGGAGAUCAAGCUCGGCCGGCUCUCCGAGACUAACAGACGAUACAGCCUCAGGAUCGGAGAAGGAACGUCGGAUAACUUCAAUAAUGAACGCGAGAUGGGUUGGCGUCUCGCGGUGUCUGCGCACUUCCUGAAAGAAGAUGGCAUAGUUGGGGUCGAGGAGCAAAGAGAGCAACUCAUCAGGUGGCUGACGGAUGAGGAGCCCCGAAGGACGACGGUCUCCGUCUGGGGCAUGGGAGGUGUUGGCAAGACCACUCUUGUCACCGGUGUUUACAAAGGUCAGAGGAUCAUCGGCCGGUUCGACUGCCGGCUGUGGGUUUACGUGUCUCAAAGCUGCACGACCGCUGAUUUGCUGAGAAGAAUCAUGAGAGAAUUCUACCGUGAAACGAUGGAGGCCGCUCCGCAUGACAUCUGCUCCAUGGAUCACAGAAUGCUGGUCGAGACUAUCCGUGCACAUCUGCAGCAAAAGAGGUACCUCAUUAUCUUAGAUGAUGUUUGGCAAACAGAUGUUUGGACCAAUGCUAGUGAUGCUUUGUUUGAUAAUAAUCGUGGGAGUAGGGUUGUAAUUACCACUCGGAAGCAGGAAGUAGCUACAAUGGCAGAUGAUUGCCGGGUCGUAGAACUAAAGCCUCUGAAGGAGGAAGAGGCAUGGACUCUCUUCUGUAGGAAAGCAUUUCAGAGAGAGAGGCAUAGAAUUUGUCCUCAAGAGCUGGAGUAUUGGGCUAGAAGACUGGUGGAGAAAUGUGAAGGCUUGCCUUUGGCUAUAGUGACUCUAGGCAACGUCCUGGCACAGAGUGCAAAGACAGAGUUGGCAUGGAAGAAUGUUCAUGAUAACCUCUUAUGGGAGAAAAGCAAUAACCCGGAUCUCCACAAGGUUUCUGUAAUUUUGAGCCUUAGCAUCAACGAUCUACCAACUUAUCUAAGGAACUGCUUCUUAUACUGCAGCAUAUUCCCAGAGGAUUAUUUGAUAGAAAGGAAAAGGUUGAUAAGGCUAUGGGUGGCAGAAGGUUUUGUCAAAGGAGAAACGGGAGAGAGCUCAAGGGAGGAGGUGGCAGAGGAUUACCUCAACCAGCUUGUCGGCCGUUGUAUGCUGCAAGUCGUACGCAGGAAUGAAUUCGGAAGGACGACCCGCUGCCAAGUUCAUGAUCUAAUGAGGGAAUUGAUUGUGGCCAGAUCAAGAGAAGAGAAUUUCUGUGAAAUUUAUGACCACAAUUUGAGAGGGAAUGCGCAACAUAGAGUUCGAAGGCUUUCAAUAAUUGGAGGCAGGGGUGAUCAUCAGUCUAGCAUGACAUUGGAACAACUCUGCUCCUUCCAUGUCUUCCCAUCGUCAUCAGUUUUGUCCCCUUUAUUACUUCCCAAAUUUAAGCUACUGAGGGUUUUGGAUCUGCACUGUGCUCCUAUUGAUAGAGUACCAGAUGAAGUGGUCCAUCUCUUCAACUUGCGCUAUUUGAGCGUAAGAGGGACGAAGGUGAGAGAGCUUCCAAAGGCAGUAGGUAGGUUGCGGAACCUAGAAACCUUGGAUGCAUGGCUCGCUAGUGUUGAGAACUUACCUAGAGGAACAACAAAGCUAGAAAAUUUGCGGCACUUGAUGGUGAAGAAAAUCCAAAGCAAAACUUCAAGAUACACAAAUAGCGUUACCGGGGUGCAUGCUCCUGAUGGAAUAGAAAAUUUGAAGAGCCUGCAGACACUAAAGGCUGUGGUGGCAGAUGAGGACAUGAUAAAACACCUGGGAAAUUUGACACAUUUGAGAAGAUUGGAGAUAGUGGAAGUGAGAAACAUGCACUGUGCUAAGCUAUCCAAAUCCAUAGUGAAGAUGAAACACCUACGCCACUUGGUUAUUGCAAGAAAAUACAGGCAAGAGACUUUGUCGUUGGAAGCUCUCUCCCCUCCACCUCCCCUGCUUCGAAAGCUCGGUUUAUAUGGAAAGCUGGACCAGGAGAGGUUGCCCAACUGGUUAAUCUCCCUCGCGAACCUCACGCAUCUAACACUGCAGUCAUCUGGAUUUGGGGAAGAUUCGCUUCGUCUGCUAUCCUCUCUGCCUAAUCUUGUAUUUCUGAUUCUUUUCGAAGCAUAUGAUGGUCAGCAUUUGCACUUCAAAGCGGAUUGGUUCCCUCAGCUUAAUGUUCUCCGGUUGCAAGACAUGGCCCGUCUCAGUAGCAUCGAGAUAGAACAAGGGGCACUAAUAAACUUGCAGGAGCUGCUCUUAGUAAGAUGCAGAGAAUUGAAGAUGGUGCCUCUAGGCCUUGAAAACGUCACUCGUCUCCAAAGAUUGGAACUUGAUGAUAUGCCCAAAGAGUUGGUGGAUAAGCUGCGUGAAGGGCGAGAGAGCAAGGAGGAUCGCUCAAGGAUUCAGCAUAUUCCCGUUAUCAUGAAUUGGGCCAAGACGGGGGACAAUUGCUGGACUGAGGAAAGGCUUUCGUAGCGUUUACCAUGUACUCAAUGGAUUAGACAUGCAUAGAGCCUGGAUAUUCCCUUCAAGAAGAGGUAAGGGGUAAUCUGAGACAGGAGGAUAUGGGGGUAUAUACCACAUAUCCUCUUAUUCCUUGUACAUCUAAAGUGAAUAAUAGAUAUUUUUUUUUUCUGAGAAAUUAAAGCUAAAAUGCAGAUUCAUUGUAAAUUUUCAUGUGCUUUUUCUGCCUGUCCAGAUUUUUUGCAAGAUGAUUGUUCCUUUAACCGAGCUUUCUGGAUUGAACAGUACUUGUUACAGCACAGGCAACCAGAAGUUCUC
Elaeis guineensis (African oil palm) is the source of this 3378-nucleotide messenger RNA. Its product is annotated as disease resistance protein RPM1-like. Gene Ontology annotation, biological process: defense response to other organism. Lineage: Eukaryota; Viridiplantae; Streptophyta; Magnoliopsida; Arecales; Arecaceae. The record is from RefSeq and is a predicted model, not a curated record. Gene Ontology annotation, molecular function: ADP binding.